GUUCACACUCACAGGAGUUGUCUCCACUUGGCCUGUGCCAAUGGCCAUGAAGAUAUGGUGAAGCUCCUGGUAGAUCGGAAAUGCCAGCUAAACCUCCGUGAUGUUGAAAACACGACCGCUCUACUGAAGGCUGUACAAUCCCAAGAUGAGGCCAGUGUAGAUAUUCUGCUGAAACAUGGUGCUAAUCCUGAUCUAAAAGACAUCAAGGGCAACACUGCUCUCCAUUAUGCAGCAUUAGGGGACAAUGUCACAAUAGCACAGAAACUACUUUUAAAGAAAGUCAAUAUGGAGAUCAGAAACAAGGAUGGCCUCACACCGCUUUUACUUGCUAUAAAUGAAAAAAAAGAGAAAAUGGUGGCAUUUUUAGUAGAAAAAGCAAAUAUAAAUGCAGUUGACUACGCUAAAAGAACUGCUCUCCACUUGGCCUGUGCCAUUGGCCGUGAAGAUAUGGUGAAGCUCCUGUUAGAUCGGCACUGCCAGCUUAACCUCCGUGAUGGCGAAGACAGGACAGCUCUCGUGAAGGCUAUACAAUGCCAAGAAGAGGCAUGUGUAACUCUUCUCCUGGAACACGGUGCUGAUCCUAAAGUGAAAGACAACAAGGGCAACACAGCUCUCCAUUAUGCAGCCCAUGAAGGGAUUGUCUCAAUAGCAGAGAAGCUGCUUUUACAAAACGCAAAUAUAGAGGCCAAAAACAUGGAUGGCCUCACACCAGUUUUAGUUGCUCUAAAUGAAAACAAAGAGCAAAUGGUGAAAUUUUUAGUAGGAAAAGGAGCACGUCUAAUUUCAGGGGAUACGGUUAAAAGCAGUGACCAACUAAUUUCUGAACAUGAAGAAGAAAUGAAACCUGAAAAUUCUUCACAGAAUCAUGAUCUAGUGGCUAAGAAGUCUGAAGAAGUCUCUUUAAGCAGUCGUACCCGCAAAGCUGAUACUGAUGAUUCAAGGCCUUCAAAACAUGAGGACUUAAGUUCUGGUACCAAGACUGUCCCGAAACUAAACUUAAGAAAGCAAAUGGCUGCUUUUCUGCAACCCAAGAAAGCAAAAUGUGGUCUUGUGAGCCAAGAAGAUAGACCUUUAUUUGCUGACAACAAUUUUGCAAGGGAAGAUAAGACUGAAACUCUCUGUAAACCAUCAGUCAAUGUCUCUGACUAUUCUCCUCUUGCUUUUGUAUUACCCGAAACUCCUCAAACGUCUUUAGCAAUGCUUGGUGUUACAAAGAUUCUCCUGGAAAAGAUCUUCUUCACUGGGAGACAGGGUGAUAGAUCUGUACAUUCAGAACAUCCUCGUGUGCACAAGAAGUAUGAGGAGAUACAGAUGAAACAAGGCAAAUUAGAUUGGAAAAAUAAUGUGAAACGCAUGAGCAGAGAGUUAAAGCAGAAGAUUGGUAAAACUUGUGAAAAGUACCAAAUUAUUACUCAUCCUAAGUUAGAACCACUACGUGGUAAUUCUAAAGAAACAGACUUAAAGGAAAUACCUCCUAAUGUGACAAAAGUUACACUUGAUUGUGAGGAAAAAGAUGAAUUUGGAGUGUCUGUCUCUGUAGUACCUCAGGCCUUUCCUGAACAAAAAGAGCCUAUUCUCGAAAAUGCUAUUCUCUCUCAUUCAUACUCUGGGUCCCCAGACUAUGCUUGCCAGUCAUCUUCUAAGCUUUCUUCCCAUGAAAAUGAUAACAAACCAGGUGAGCAUGUUUUUAACAAAAAUGAGAGUCUUGAUAGCGAUCCAGAAAAUAAAAAAGUAAGGAACCCACUAGUUACAUUUGAAGUGAAAGAAGACCAAGAGUUUGACAUGCAGAUGGCCAAAAGUUUGAACCAAAAUACCACCAAUAGUAAAUUAGACACUGGAUAUAUCCCUCCGUAUAGUGACCCAGAAAGCCUUUUUGAUUUGCGGCUUGCCCACUCCAAUGUGGCGAAACAAAUGAUUCAGAAGAAAAGGCAUGAUACUUCUGCUAUUACAAACACUUACAAGAAAACAAAACCAAUACAAGACUCUUUCCAGAAGCCAUUAGAUGCAGAUAAUGACAGUACUAAUAACUAUAAAAGUACGGAACCUGCAUUAGAAAAUACUGGAAAAGAAAGGAAGCAGCACACGAGUAAUAAAAUGGAAGGAGCAGAAAACAUAUAUGAUGCUGCUGCUGCUGCUGCUGCUCCUGCUCUUGGUACUGCUCUUGCUGUUGCUGCUGCUGCUGCUGCUCCUGCUGCUGAACUAAUUCAACAAAGAAAGACUGGAGAAACUGAUAACCACCUGUUUCCUACUACGCAGAAUGAAGAUUCUGAUAGUAAUGAUCCUGGUUUGUCUAUCAUGGAAAUAAAGAAAGAUAAAAAUGUAAAGUGGGCAUCAAAAGCAUCUGUGAUUACACCAGGCUUUGAGGAGGCCGAUUCCCUAACUGGUAGUCUACUAUGAGUGAGUAAUGACAACAGUCUAAGUGAAAUGGAUCAGGAUGAAAGAAGACCUGCAAAGAAAACAUCUAAGGAAAAGAACAAGGUCAAAAAGCAAGUGAAUUCUGCGGAGCAUCUUGAUGACGAGCAUCUUGAUGACUUAACUCAGUCAUCUGAAGCAGCUUCAGAGGAUUGCAAGUUGCAAUACUCUGAUUAUAAGAGUUCCCUGUUGCUCAUUGAACUUGGCAUGGAUUGUAAAGAUUCUGUUAGCGUAUUGACAAUCCAGAAUGCAAUUCUUAAAUACAAAAGAUCAAUAGAAUUAAAAAGAAAAGACUGUGAACAACUUACAAUAAAACUUUUAAAAGUGGAAUAUAAGGUCAAUGGACUAGAAAAGUUGCUAUCAGAAAAAAAAGAAAUCUCAGAGCAUCAAAAAGUGGAAUGGGAACGAGAACUCUACAGUUUAAGAUUGACCUUAAAACAAGAAAAAGAAAAAAGAAGAAGUGCUGAAAUUUUAUAUAUAAAUAUAAAGGAGCAAUUAAGAAGUAAAGAAGAGCUGAGUGAAGUUUCUCCUCCUCAUGAAAAAGAAAAAGGUCUGUUACAUGAAAACCGCAUGUUGCAAGAUGAACUUGCCAUGCUAAGACUGGAAAUAGACACAAUAAGGAAUCAGAAGCAGGAAAAGAGGUAUUGUGAAGACACUGAAACUGAAAAAGAAAAGAAUGACAGUCUUCAAAACGCCAUAAAACUGAAUGAGGUAACAUUAACAAAUACAGUAUUCCAAUCUAGUGGGCAGCUGAAUGUUGUGACAACUGAGAAUACCAUGCUGAACUCUAAAUUGCAGGAUGAAAAGCUAAACAGAGAAAGACUGGAAGCAAAACUUCAAUCAUACCGAGCUAGACUCGCUACAGCUAUACAGGAUCGUGAUCAAAGUCAGGCAUCAAAAAGAGACCUAGAACUUGCUUUCCAGAGAGCAAAAGAUGAGUGGUGUCAUUUACAGGACAAAAUGAACUUUGAGAUGUCUAACCUAAAAGAUAACAAUGAGGUGCUUUCUCAGCAACUUUCUGAAGUCGAAAGUAAAUUUAAUGCCCUAGAAAUUGAGCUCCAGCAUACAAGAGAUGCUCUCAGAGAAAAGACGUUGGCUUUAGAACAUUUACAAAGAAACCCAAAACAAACACAGGGUCAGAAGAAGGAAAUUGAGCAGAAAUCUCAAAACGAACACGGUAAAGUGAAUAAAUACAUUGGAAAGCAUGAAUCCUUAGAAGAGAAAUUAUCUCAACUACAAAGCGAAAAUAUGUUGCUCCGAGAGCAACUAGAUGAUGCCUACAGCAGAGUGGAAUGUAAAGAAAAGACUAUAAUUGAUCUCAAAGACCAGGUUCAGGUUAUUGUAAGAAUGGUUCGAGUUGCAGGUGAAAAACGAAAUCUUCUACUGCGAGAAAAAAAUAAGGAGUUAAUCAAUAAAUGUAAACAGAUAAUGGAAAGAGCAUUUAGAUAUGAAGAUGAGAAAGAAGAAAGAGAACUACAAGAAGCAAAGGAGUUACAAACAAAGAUUGUAAGGUGCAUUCAGAAGUUCAGAGAUGACAUAAAAAAGCUUGAAGUUGAAAAUGCCGAGUUAAAAGUUACAGUCAAGGAGCAAGCAGGCCAAAUUGAACAGCUUCAGAAAGACCUGUUAAGUUCAAGUUCGUGUGGUGAUGAAAAGGAAAACCUAAAGAAAUGUAUGGAGUUAAAACAGCCUUUGCAGUUCAGGUUGGAUCAAGAAGUGAAGAAAAAUGAGGAAUUAGAAAAAGAGACUACUGGGCUUAAGAACCACUUAAUAAACAUGUUAAGAAGGAUGUUAAGUAAAUAUGAAAAUGGAGAGCUUCCUUUCUAUGGAGAUUUAAAAACCAGUCAAACGGAAAUGGAAAUUCAGAUUAAUAUGCUAAGACAGAAGAUUGGUGAUCUUAGAGCAAGAUUGGAAACUGAAUCUUCAAGAUGUAUAGACCUGGAUGCAAAAAAUCAAGUUCUUCAACAGGAGUUAUUAUCUAUGAAAGCAACAGGGAGGGAAUGUGAAAAACUAAAACAGAUUAAAAAGAACUUGGAAGAAAAAGUAGUAAACCUCAGAAGUCAUGCAGAAGUCAAUGUGGUACAAGGCAUUCAAGUAGAAAAGUAUUAUAAAUGGGAGAUUGACCAGAGAGUAAGAUUGAUUGUAGAAGAAAGAUUAAAAGAAGUCAAUCUAUUUUUACAGAGACAAGCAGCAUCUCAAGAAAACUUAGAGCAGUUAAGAGCAAGUCAUGAUGCUUCAAUAAGAAGUCAAGUGGCACUCAGAAUUAAAGAGCUGGAAUCUGAACUUCAAUCCCAAAUAAGAAAUUCUCAGGAACUUAAAAUAGAAUUGGAAAAGUACAGGCAACUCUACCUAGAAGAAUCAGAAAUGCGAAUGUCAUUGACAAAAAAACUGAGCAAGACUAAUGAGAGGCUGGCAGAUAUCACUACCAAAUAUCUGGUGGAGAGACAGCAGAACAGACCUUUCCAUAGCACUCUUACUAUGGGACCAGUCUUGGAAGGGCCUUAUGUUGGAAAUUUGACUAGUAGUUUACUGCUGGAUAGAAAUGUUACUCCAAGAGAAAAUGUAAUGAUUCCUACCUCAAGGCCGCAGACUUCAGUUAGCAGCAUUGAAACUCACUUGUUCAAGAUGCAGCAGAUGUUGGAAGACAGUAUAAUCAGAGAACUAAAAGAAGUUGCUCAUGAUUGAGAAUCAGGAUUCUGUAGAUCUUCUCCUUUAGGACCUACUGACGAAUCAAAUGUAAAUCAAGAUCUAGUACUGCAAGCAUCACAAGAAUAUGUAGAGAUUUUGAAUAGAAAGUAUAUGAUCUGAAAGAUAUAUAGUAAAAGUUUAUUACCUAGAUGUUUAAUAUAACAUUUUAAUUGUUUCCCAGUAAAUAUCUGAUGUACAAAAAAUCUUUAUUAAAGGAAAUUUUGUUAUAUCGUGUGUAA
Molecule: messenger RNA, 5336 nt
Organism: Canis lupus familiaris (dog)
Lineage: Eukaryota; Metazoa; Chordata; Mammalia; Carnivora; Canidae
Product: ankyrin repeat domain-containing protein 26-like
Molecular function (GO): protein binding
Source: RefSeq, a predicted model, not a curated record